Messenger RNA from Castor canadensis (American beaver), 1139 nucleotides. RefSeq names its product microtubule interacting and trafficking domain containing 1 (gene Mitd1). Gene Ontology annotation, cellular component: midbody. Gene Ontology annotation, biological process: midbody abscission. The record is from RefSeq and is a predicted model, not a curated record. NCBI's taxonomy places the organism in Eukaryota, Metazoa, Chordata, Mammalia, Rodentia, Castoridae.
AUGGCGAAGUGCGGCCCGGAGAAGGACGUGGAGACGAAGGCUGCAUUCGUUGUGCUAAAGCGGGCAUUGGAACUAGAAACAGAGUCCAGGUAUCAGCAGGCCCUGGCGUGUUACCAAGAGGGGCUUGACAUGCUCAUGAAGAUUAUGAAAGGCACCAAAGAUGAUACUAAGAAACACAGACUCAGAGAAACAAUUUCUGACUAUAUGACUAGAGCAGAAAACAUAAAGAAAUGCUUGGAUCAAGAAAAAGAAGAAGGAAAAUACCACAAGCAAAUUAAAAUAGAAGAGAAUGCAACAGGUUUUAGUUAUGAGUCACUUUUUAAAGAAUACUUUAAUGAGACAGUUACAGAAGUUUGGAUAGAAGAUCCUUAUAUUAGACAGAUUCAUCAGCUAUAUAACUUCCUUCGAUUUUGUGAGAUGCUUGUUAAGAACCCGUGUAAAGUAAAAACUAUUCACCUUCUUACCUCUCUGGAUGAAGGGAGUGGGAGAGAACAAAGAAGUGGCUUGGAUGAAAUAAAAGAAUCACUCAAGAGUCACGGAGUGCUGUUGGAAGUAGAAUAUUCUUCUUCAAUUCAUGACCGAGAAAUUAGGCUCAGCAAUGGAUGGAUGAUUAAAAUUGGAAGGGGACUUGACUAUUUUAAGAAACCACAGAGUCGUUUUUCCCUUGGAUAUUGUGAUUUUGAUUUAAGACCGUGUCAUGAAACAACAGUGGACAUUUUUCAUAACAAACACACAAAAAAAAUAUGAUGGGUAGUAGCUUAAUUCAUAUUGUAUAUUUCUAUUUUAAGUGAUGCCUUAGUCCAUUUUCUGUUGCUAUAACUGAAUAUCACACACUGGGUAACUUAUAAAGAAUAGACACUUACUUAGCCUUUGUUUUUGGAGGCUGGGAAGUCUAAGAGCAUGGUGUUGGCAUCUGCUGAGGAUCUUUCUGCAUGAUAACAUGGCAGAGGGCGUCACAUGGGAAGACAGCAAGCUUGCCAGAGAGAGCUUGCUUCUAUAACAAAGCCUGGGAGGCAGAGCCAGUCACCUUUCAGAAGUCCCACCUCUCAUGACUGCUGUAUUGGGGACCAAGAUUCCAACAUAAGAACUUUUGGUGACACAUUCAAAUUUUACCAAGUGAAUACUGAAUUUUUUUUUUA